Ilex paraguariensis (yerba mate) is the source of this 2667-nucleotide messenger RNA. NCBI's taxonomy places the organism in Eukaryota, Viridiplantae, Streptophyta, Magnoliopsida, Aquifoliales, Aquifoliaceae. The record is from the annotation of a GenBank genome assembly.
CGCCUCUCUCUGUCUCUCCAAACCCAGUCGGCGUCUUCCUCACACAGUUCCUCAACUCUGUCCAAAUCUCCACUCUCUUUUUUUCAUUUAGACAAAGAGAGAGAUAGACCAUAGAUACAAUUACACAAAAAGAGAGAGAAAUCUAUGGAUUCAGAUCAGGGAAAGCUAUUCAUUGGAGGGAUUUCUUGGGAAACCUCGGAGGAUAAGCUGACGGACUAUUUUGGGAACUACGGUGAGGUCUUGCAGGCUGUGGUGAUGAAAGAUAAGAUCUCUGGGAGACCGAGAGGUUUUGGUUUUGUGGUCUUUGCAGAUCCAUCGGUUCUCGAUCGGGUUCUUCAGGACACGCACAACAUAGAUGGUCGGACGGUUGAGGUUAAGAGGGCCUUAUCAAGGGAGGAACAACAGACCUCUAAAACUUCAAACUUCAAUACUGCUAGAAACCAUGGAGGUAGUGGAAAUAUCAGGACGAAGAAGAUAUUUGUUGGCGGAUUGCCUGCCACUUUGACUGAGGAAGGGUUUCGUCAGUAUUUUGAAGCUUAUGGUGAGGUAGUUGAUGUAGUAGUCAUGUAUGACCAGCAUACCAACCGACCUCGUGGUUUUGGAUUUAUUUCCUUUGACUCUGAAGAUGCUGUUGAUAGGGUUUUACACAAAACGUUUCAUGAUAUAAAUGGCAAGCAAGUGGAAGUGAAGCGCGCUCUUCCUAAGGAUUCCCACUCUGGUGGGGGUAGUCGAUCAAUGGGUGGUGGUGGUGGAAGUUAUCAAGGAUAUGGUGCUUCUGGUGGCAAUUCAAGUUCUUAUGAUGGUCGAAUGGAUUCCAAUAAGUACAACAUGCAGUCUCAAAAUACUGGAGGUGGGUUUCCAUCGUAUGGUUCUUCUGGGUAUAGCACUCCUGGUUAUGGAUAUGCUCCUGCUAACAACGGGGUUGGUUAUGGUGGCUAUGGAAAUUAUGCUGGUGCCAAUCCUGGGUAUGGUGGCCCUGCUGGUGUAGCCUAUGGAAACCCCAAUGUCCCUAAUGCUGCUUAUGGAAGCGGUCCACCAGGUGCACAAACAUCAUGGAACUCUCAGGCUCCCUCUGGAUUUGGUAGUGCAGGCUAUGGGAAUAGUCCUUGGGGUGCUCAUAACGCCAGCAGUGGUGGUCCUGGUAGUGGUGCACCUGUUUCAGCAUCUACUGGUCAGUCUCCAAGUGGAGCUACUGGGUAUGGGAAUCAAGGAUAUGGUUAUGGUGGGUAUGGUGGAAGUGAUGGGUCUUAUGGAAACCCAGCCGCAUAUGGAGGGCGUGCCCAGAAUACCAAUGCUUCUGCUGGAGGUGGUGCUGGGGGAGAGCUACAAGCAAGUGCCGGAGGCUAUAUGGGAGGUAGCUAUGGUGAUGCCACUGGGAAUUCAGGGUAUGGAAAUCAAGGAUGGAGAUCUGACCCCUCACAAGCCUCUGGAAAUUAUGGGGCUCAGGCAAAUGGUCCUCAUGGUGGACAAGUCGGAUAUGGAGGUGGGUAUGGUGGUACUCCCAUCCGACAGGCUCAACCACAGUGAUCUUGAUGACUUGAUCCCCUCUGGGAUUUCAGCUUUGUUUUGAGGACAUGCAGUUGAUGCUUCCUCAGAACAAUGGGGCUCUUGCAGGAUUUCAUGCGUACAGCGGGACUGGUUGGAUUGCUUGAAUCCCAGUAGUUUGCAGUAUUUAUUGCUUGAAUCCCAGUAGUAUGCAGUAUCUAUUUUGGUAGUCAGUAAUAAGUAACCUUUUGAAGAGUAGAGUUGCCUCUGCUUUACUGUUUGCUAUGAGUGUUGUUUCUAAAUUCAGCUUGCUUGUGUCUACUAAUUGAUCUGGAGUGUUUUGAGAUCGUACUGUUUUAGAUAUGGUAGCUUAGAUCGAACUUUAAUAUGUUAAUUUAGUUUCUUUUUGAGUGUUUUGGUAAUGAUGUGAAAUUAACCUUAAUCUUUGGCCGCCUGUAGCAGGACUCAGAUAGUAUUGGAAGCUUCAUGUUGGUAUCUAUUUUUGAUGACAACAAUCAGUUUGUUGCUCUUCACUUUUUUCUUCAGUAUAUAGUAUGAUGUAGUAAUCUGUACAUGUAGUGGGGCUUCUUUCUAAUACGAGCGGAGCUGUAGGACAGUUGGGUUGAUCGGUUCGUUAUGCAUAGCGAUAAACAUAGCGGAGAGAUGCUUGAGUUCUAAGUGAAGUAUCCACACACACUGGGCUACACAACAAGCUUCAUGCUGAGGAUUAUGUGGAAUGGAACUUAAGAGGUGCGGGUUGGACAAGUUUACAUCAUGCAUUAGCCUGAGACUGGUCAAAGCUGAAGCCAGGCCAUGCUGAUGCUGUCAAACUGCAAUGUUAUUUAUUAUCUUCACUAAGGUUGUGGUGGGAUGUGUUUUCAAGCCGAACAGCCUGUGGUACGUCAAUUAGAGCAGUUUGACAAAAUUUCACCUCAUACUAUCAAUAUAACCUAGUUAUUUAGGCUGCUUAACAGUUUUUCGAAGUAGAGUUGAAUAUUUGAUCCAUAAGUUAUUAAUGGUCUAAGUACACUGUCAAAAGUACCAUUAUAUAGUCCCCUUUACCUUGGAAAUAUUUUCCAAAUUUCAGGGUGUACGGAGAAAUGACUUCCUGUUGUAUACAUAUAAGAAGCUUGUCGGGAAAUGGGCCAAAGUGUACAUUGUCUUCGCUCCUCUAUAACUGCC